This is a messenger RNA of Brassica rapa (field mustard), 2432 nucleotides long. RefSeq lists its product as uncharacterized. The record is from RefSeq and is a predicted model, not a curated record. Gene Ontology annotation, cellular component: nucleus; chromatin. Lineage: Eukaryota; Viridiplantae; Streptophyta; Magnoliopsida; Brassicales; Brassicaceae. Gene Ontology annotation, biological process: mitotic sister chromatid cohesion; DNA repair.
ACAUUAGAUGUAAAAGGUAAAAGAAACAAUUAUGGAAACAAAUGGAUGAUUCAAACAGAAUCUCAGAUGUUGAUUGAAAACGAAAGAAACCAAAAUUUUCACAAAUUAAAAUGAAUUUUGAGUUAGUAGUGGUAUAUAUACAAAGUUUGUUUUGCAUGUUUAGCACACACCGCUUAACCUCACAAGUCAAGAACACCACCACCAUUCGAAACCUCUCUGAAGCGUUGCGUCUCUAGGGUUUAUCCAGGGUUUGUUCUUCUUCUCUAACAGAAGAAGAAGAACUAAUGGCUUCUUCCAUUGUUGGAUUAACCGAUCUUGCAAGAUCACUCAUCGACGCUGGAAACAGACUUCUCAAACCUCCUCCUUCAGCUGACGAGCUUCUUGCUCUUCUCAACGAAACUGAGUGUCUGCUUAGAGAUGUGGGGCAAGGCCAGCCCUUGUCAAUGCAACACGCUCUGAUCCCAUCCAAGAAUGCUUUGGUGUCAAGUGGACUCUUGACACAUCCUGACUCCGAGGUUAGGGUCUCGCUUGCGUCAUGCUUAACCGAGAUCGUGAGGAUAACUGCUCCUCGAGCUCCUUACGGUGAUGAUCAAAUGAAGGAGAUCUUUCGCUUGACGGUUGAAGCUUUUGAGAAGUUAGCUGAUGCAUCCUCCUCUCGCAGCUAUGGGAAAGCUGAGUUUGUUCUUGAUAUUGUAUCAAGGCUCAACUCUUGCUUGGUCAUGUUGGACUUGGAGUGCGAUGACCUCGUUCUACAAAUGUUUCGCAUCUUCUUGAAAGUCUUAAGAUCUGAUCAUCCUUCGGUGGUGCCUUCUUCGAUGGAGAUGAUAAUGAUUACAGUUAUAGAUGAAACCGAUGAAGUAUCCACAGAUCUGCUUGAUACUCUAUUAACUAGUGUCAAGAAGGAAAACAAGAAUGUUUCACCAAUGUCUUGGAGUCUUUCGGAGAAGGUUCUUAGUAGAUGCGCCCGUACACUUCAACCAUACAUCAUCAAAGCUUUGAAGUCUACAGGGACCAGCUUUGAUUUGUAUUCUCCAGUAGUUUCCUCCAUAUGCCAGACUGUUUUUGCAACUCCUGAAGUCCACAAUCCAGUUAACACCAAAGAUAAUGAGGACAAACUGGGCUCCAAGAGACCUGCGAGGGAAGGAACAAUCCGAACCAGUGGGAGUGACAAAGUAAGAAAGGGAAACAUUCUGAAGCAAGAAGUGCAGUGUGAAGGUAAAGAUGCAGAAACAGAUUUAAGGAUUAGAGGGAAGAGAGGAAGGAAACCCAAUUCAUUGAUGAAUCCUGAGGAAGGUUAUGAUAUUGAUUGGCUUUCAGGGAAAAUAGAUGCAUUGAAGACAUGUUCAAACAAAAAGCUUAUUAGAGCAUCACCAUCAUCACUUGGAAAGGUGGCUGCCAGGAAAACACCUCCGGCCCUGACUGGUUCAGUUAAACGAAGCCGAGUUAGUAUUGGUGAGAGUGAUAAUGAUUCAGAUUCUCUUUCUUCAUCAGAAGAAGAUGAGAGAAAGAUUAAAAGUUCAAGCAAGAAGAAGAAGAAGCCAGUAUUUAAACCUAAGGGUGUGAGCUCCAGCGGAAAAAGAUCAUCAGCUCGCUCAGAUACUAAGAAGAAGAAGAAGAAGUCUUAUACGGAUGAAUUUGGGGUGGGUUUGGUCGGUCAGAGAGUUAAUAUCUGGUGGCCCCUCGACAAGACUUUUUAUAAAGGCGUCAUAAUGUCUUAUUGUAGUAUCAAGAAGAAGCAUCUGGUAUUAUAUACUGAUGGAGUAACAGAACAGCUUAAUCUCAUUAAAGAACGCUGGGAGUUACUUGAGGAUCUCACUUCUUCUGCCAGUGAGCAGGAUAUGGAAAGUGAUCUAGUCAAGAAAAGCGGAAACACUAGUCCCUCAGCUAUAAGAUCCUCCAGUAGACCAUUUGUGAAGAAGGAUUCUGGCAAAGCAAGAGAAGGAAAGAAUCUCAAAUCGUUGAAUGGUGAAAGUGACAGAAGAGAAGAGCAGGAAGAUGUGGACAGUCAAAGCGAGGAUGAAUAUUAUAAUAGUGAGAAGCAAGAACAGUCCGGAAACAAAAGUGGUGAGAGCUUGAAAGUGGCUGAUAGAGAAGAGAAGGAAGAUCCAAGGUCAGAGACUGAGAGUGAAAGAGAAGGCUCGGAGUCAAAAGAGCCCAAGUGGAGAGAAACAGAGAAUACGGAGGACGAAGCAGAAGAGGUUGAUGAUGAUAAAGUGAGAAGCACAAGGUUGCGUGAGACUGAGAAAGACGCUGAUGAAGAUAGAGAGUCUUGAAACUGGAGUUUAUACUUAGGGCAUUGUGAGCAAAAACCAUUUUUAGAUAGAUUCUUUCUGAUUCUAGACUCUCUGUAUUUUUUUUUUCUUUGUUACACACGAGAUUGUUUUUUGAACUAGUUUGAGAGAUAUGGCAUCACCUGGUUUGUGUUGUGUCAA